Messenger RNA from Trichoplusia ni (cabbage looper), 3486 nucleotides. RefSeq names its product synaptic vesicle glycoprotein 2B-like. The record is from RefSeq and is a predicted model, not a curated record. The transcript has 11 exons. NCBI's taxonomy places the organism in Eukaryota, Metazoa, Arthropoda, Insecta, Lepidoptera, Noctuidae. Gene Ontology annotation, molecular function: transmembrane transporter activity. Bases 444 to 2189 code for a protein of 581 amino acids. Gene Ontology annotation, biological process: transmembrane transport.
UUCCAAGUCUCACAAAUCAAGAUAUAUAAAAAUUUCAGGUUAGUACACAUCACGAUCAAAAUAUCUACCUAAAUCAAAAACAAGAAAUAUACUUAAAUAAAUUUAGUGCUACAGGACAAGAGUGCUACAGGAUUACAAUAAGGUCGAGCAAAAAAUAAUAAUAGAGUGCACUGAAUUCAGAUUACAGAUACCAACUUGUUGCCUCAUCAACUACAAGACAUUACAAUCUAGGUACAUAUUAUACAUAUACAUAUGUACGUAGUGCACAAAGUAUCCCUUAAAUAUUAUUACUUGCGCACAUAAAACGCCAUCCCCGCCUAGUCUGCGCGUCUGUAGCUCUGUGGCUCAAUGGCGGCCGUCGGUCAGUGUGUAGUAGGACUCAGUGCGUGACGCGCGACUGUGCCCAUGUGUACCGGUGCCGUACAAAACAGUGCUGAAAUAAAAUGGUUUGCAAAAUUCUACCCAAAAUACAAAGCCCUACGCGGCGACCCGUGACGACUGAAACCCAAGACGGAAUGCCGGAGGUCGCCGAUUAUGAAACAGCCUUAGAUAUUGCCGGUUACGGCAGGUUUAGUAGGAGUGCGCUGGGCGCAUGCGCGUUUGCGUUCUUCGCUUCCGGCGUGCAGAACUGCGUUAUGUCGUACGUACUUCCAGCGGCGAGAUGCGAACUGGACCUCACUACGUACCAGGCUGGACUCAUCAACAUGGCUUUUAUGAGUGGUGGUGUAGCCAGUGCCUUCUUCUGGGGUAUAGUUGGUGACGUCUUCGGGAGAAGAAACGUGCUCAGUAUGACUCUGUUACUGGACGCCACCAUUACUCUAGCCCAGAGUACUGUAGGUGACUACCGGCUGCUACUCGCCGCAAGGACUAUCAAUGGAUUUGUUAUAGGUGGUCCGGCUACCCUGGUGUUCUCAUAUCUCUCGGACCUGGUGGGAGCUAAGAAGAGGCAGCUGUACCUGAGCGUGGUCGGCAUGAGCUUCAUAGUGGCGUGGUUGAUACUGCCUGCUGUCGCCUGGCUGGUCAUCCCAUUUAAGAUGGAGAACUCCAACACCCUCCUACCAAUUUACUCCUGGAGACUGUUCCUGGCCCUCGCCAGUAUACCCGGGUUCAUAUCCGGGGGCUGGGUGCUCUACCUGCCGGAGAGUCCUCGACUGCUGUCAGACACAAACAGGAGUGAUAAGGCGCUGAAGUUGCUGGCUUAUAUACAUAAAGCUAAUAAUGGGACUAGUGCGGAAUAUAAGAUAAAGAAGUUAAUUCAAGAUGACAUAUUUGUGGCGAAAACCAUGGGUGGUGAGGAGAACAGAACGAAGGUGCUGUUCAUGAGCGUUAUAAAGGAUCUAAAGACCUUCGUCUCCAGGAGUUAUGCUGUCAAGUCCAGUCUCAUCCUUUUCAUGUUCUUCGCUAAUAUGGCUGCUGGUUUCGGUCUAAACAUGUGGAUCCCGGAGCUCCUCCUUCGCAUCCAAGGUCGGGAGUGCAAGCUGACAGCAUCCACCGCUCCCCCAGAAAACGCGAGGCUGUUCAACGCCUCCAUACCCUGGAAGGAGAUCGGAUCCUACGCUAAGGAGAUUCCCAUUGCAGGGUACAAUGAAACCAGUUCAGAUGAUCACUACGGACAGAGCAGCACGUGUAACUCCCAUAUCGAUCAAGAGGUUUUUACAUCGGGCCUUAUAGUGGGAGCCUGCUGCGUGCUCGGUAACGCCGCGUGUGCCAUCCUGUGCGCCCGCGGCGGUGCUCUGGGCGUGCGGCGCGCGGCCAUCGCCUGCACGGCGGUGUGCGCGCUCGCCAGCGCCUGCCUGGCCGCCACCGCCUGCUCCUGCUCCAGUUUCAACAGGAUAGCCGUAGCAGCUGCUGCAGCACUCAAUGCAGCUUCACUCAAUGGAAAUGUACUGCUGAUAAGAUUGCUGCUACACGCAUUGCCCGCUAAGUUGAGUGGUCUGGGUGUCUGUUGGGGAGCGUGGUGGGGUCGAGCUGGUGGCGUGGCCUCGAACCUCGCGGUGGGGGCGCUACUGGACUACUCCUGUCCAGCGCCUUUUAUAGCAGUCGGAGCUUUGCUUGCGUUAUCAAUCGGUGCCAUCAUGUUAAUUAAACUAGGAGACCACAUAGAGGAGAGUGCGACGAAGGAAGAAGGUCCUGACAAUGCCCAGGAGAAGACCACAGGCCUAGACAGAUAUAUAUCUACUUAUAUGUAGGAUAAUAUAGAUAUAGUAUCCACGUACUGCGGUCUAUACCGCGUUGUCAAUGUGUGUGAGGGCAAAAUAAUUGUGUUUUCCAAAAAGAGUUCUUAUUUCUAUACGUGGAAGUAUUUUUUUAACUUGCUCUUGUGAAGUUUGGAUUAUUUCAUGUUUUCAUGUCUUCGUGUAAUUAUGAAUUCAUUAAGAUUCAUUCGAGAGUAAAAAGCUUUCAAUUGGUUUGGAUAAAAAAAUUGAGCAUAGUUGUUUAUUGAAACACAAUUUGCUGUCAAAGAGGGAGUCUGAUAAAUAAAAAACACAAAUAUUAUUAAGAUGAAGUUUUAGCAGAAGUUCGACAAUUUAAUUGUAAGGAGAAAUGAACUUUUUAUACAUGACAUUUUUAUACAAUAAUGGGGGUAUCAAUGACUAUCAUUAAGUAAAUAAAAUAGUGCCACAAGACUGCUCUUCAAACUAAAUUUAUAUUUGGUGCAGUUAGAUCUAGUUGCCUUUAAACUGAUAAGCGAAUUACAAGCUUAUUCGUUACGUCUUAAAACGUUUUUUUCAAUGACCUUAAAUUUCAAGUAAGGCCAAUUUCGUAGGUUUGUCAGAUACUAAUUACAAUUGUAUUAAAAAUGAUAGCCUAUAAUUCCGGGUCGAGAUACACAGCUUUUUAAUAACAAAAGUAAAACUGUGUCGGUUGAGAGAAAGAGAUGCCGCUCUACGUAUAUAGCGUGCUAUCUCGUUUCCGCAACAAGAGAGGCGGUAGUACCUGGAUCCACCUACAGAUAAAAUUAUUAAUUAUUUAGUCAUACAUAUCAACAAGAAAACGUCAGUAAAUACUUUUAAAAGCUUCGUACUGUAUCUAAUUAAGUGUAAUUAAUUAGAAUAAGUAGUGUAAGAUCUCGUAAUUAUAAGAUUUUUUAUAUUUAUUUUUAGAGGAAUAAAAUUGAUUAGAAAUAUACUCUUAUUGAAGCUCUUUUAAAGAGACUUAUAGCUGAAAUGAAUUUUGAAUAAUUUUGGCCAUUUUUAAAGAAAAAAUCACGUCUAUAUUGACUACACAUUCGUUUCACUAGAUCUCUUUCUAACUUUAAACGUAUGACAAGAAUAGAUGACGGUUAGAAAGGGAUGUAGUAUGAUCAACAUUAGUUUAAUAAAAGUUUUUUUUUCUGGAGGCCAUUUUAACGAAACAUUCACAAUUGUCUGUGAUUUAAAAACAUUUGGAGUGUUUUAGAAACGUUUCAAACGUAAGAGGAUGUAAUUUUAGAAAACGCUUUACAAAUGAAAAGAUAUUUUAAUAAAUGACAUUACAUAAUCUAAA